Messenger RNA from Vollenhovia emeryi, 3444 nucleotides. RefSeq lists its product as uncharacterized. The transcript has a single exon. Gene Ontology annotation, molecular function: nucleic acid binding; zinc ion binding. Lineage: Eukaryota; Metazoa; Arthropoda; Insecta; Hymenoptera; Formicidae. Bases 1 to 3444 code for a protein of 1147 amino acids. The record is from RefSeq and is a predicted model, not a curated record.
AUGGUAAAGACCCGCAGAAAUUUAGCCAUGGAGAAAGCUAAAUUCGAGGGCCUCUCCCUGGAACAAUUGAAGGAAGAGGCAAAUAAAUACGGUUUGGCCGUUACGGGUGACCGGGACGCGCUAAUUCAAAACAUCAUGCGUCACCUCGAGAAACAGGGGCCGCAUGACUUGCAUGAUGAGGCAGCCAAAGCUUCGACGACCGGUAAACCAAGGAAAGGUUCGACCGGCUCCGUCGAGCAAGUUCCCGCGGUCCUGCUGCAACAGGUGCUGCAGUCCGUACAGGGGAUGCUGGAGCAGGCCGAGAGAAAGAGGGAACAGGCUGAAAAAAGGCAGCAAGAGCAGUUCGAGAGGCAGAGAGCGGCUCAACAGGAGCAAUUUGAACGGUUAAUGCUGUUAGCGCUAAAUAAUGGAAACCAGACCAGAAGAGACGAACCCCCGGAAGCCGCGCGGACGGAGCCAGGAACGACUCCGAUAGGCAGCCCGUUGGCGGCCCAAAGUUCCGGAAGCAGUCUACCGAUGGGAAGUCUGGUGAAUUACCUCUCGCAGCAGAUACCGGAGUUCGCUGGAGGAGAGGACGACAACGUCCAAGCUUGGGCGAAUCGGGUGGACAAGGUCGCCCAAGUUCACGGAGCGUCGGACGGGGCCACGCUCUUGGCAGCCUCGAGCAGGCUGACCAAAUCCGCUCGUAGAUGGUACGAGCUCCAGACGGGAGCAGCCAUAGAGUCCUGGGUUGGACUGCGCCUAGAAAUGAAGAAGAUGUUUGAGAGGAGGGUACCAUUUUACAAGUCUAUGCAGAAGAUCGAAGCCCGGAAGUGGCAGCCGGGCAAAGAAUCAUUCGACAGAUACGCCAUAGAGAAGUUAGCACUCAUCCAAGUGCUCAACUUACCGGAGGAGGACAGUAUUCAGCUCCUGAUUGGCGGUAUCACAAACAGCGCGGUAAAGGCGACAGCGCUGUCCAUGGCCACAGACCCGCUAAACCGCUUCCUGGAGAGGAUGAGAGUCAUCGCGGAAGGGGUAGUGGACACGGAGCGGAAAUCGACGCCGCCUGGAACGAGCGCUAAGUCCAAGGAGGCCCCCUGCAGGAACUGCGGAGGCAAGGGCCAUGGGACAAAGGACUGCCAAGCAGAGCCGACCUGCUUUUACUGUAAAAAGAAGGGGCAUCGGCGGUUCGAAUGUCCGGCCCUGAAGCGCAAGGAUGAGAAGCCGGGAACGUCGUCCGCAACGGCCAAAGCAGCGGCGAGCGUGACGCAGGAGCCGUCAUCAGCGGACGAGGUCGUGGCAUCGGUGGAGCAGCCAAGGAACAGCCUAGAGAUCACCGAUCCUCUGGUAGGAGUAGAAAACAUCAACGGUGAGCGAUGUAACUUACUAGCGUUGGUGGAUACAGGAAGCCCUGUGUCAUUCGCGAAAUUUAGUGUUUAUGAGCGGUGGAUAAAGCCGUUAAAUUUAAAGUUAGCCCCGUAUAAAAAUCGACUUAGAAACCUAAGCGAUCAAACAUUAGAAGUCGUCGGGACCGUUAAGGCCAGAGUGAGUUUACCAUUAAUACCGAAUAGAGCUCUCGAAGUAAAUUUACACGUUCUCAAGGAGAACACUUUCGAAGGAGAUAUUAUUCUCGGUAGAGAAUUCCUAAAAGAACAUAAACUCACUCUGAUCUUCAAGCCGACGAGUCAAGGUGAGAGGGAAAACGUCAGGUUGUUUGCCCAACUUCCCUUGUGCGUGGAAUCAAACAUUCCAGAGUCUCUAGAGGAGACGAUCGACAAAAACAGUACAGACUUGGACGAAACAGACAAACGAAAAUUGAAGGAGGUAAUCAUAAACGAACGAACAAAGGAAUGCGUACCUGUAGAUGACGGGUACGAGGUUCAAGUUCGGCUGAAGGAUACCUCGACGUAUUCCUUCUCGCCGAGACGAUUCGCGUACGCGGAGCGACUCCAAAUAAGAGAAGUCGUCGACGAUCUCUUAGCCCGCGGAAUCGUUAAGCCGAGCACUUCACCGUACUGCGCCCGGGUGGUGCCUGUGCGGAAACGAAAUGGGCAGAUGAGACUUUGCAUCGAUCUCAGGCCGUUGAACGCGAGAGUCGAACGGCAGAAAUACCCGUUUCCGGUAAUUGAGGAGUGCUUGACUAGGCUAAGCGACAAGACCAUAUUUACACUGCUAGACUUAAAAGAUAGCUUCCACCAAAUAAAAGUGGAGAAAGACUCGACCAAGUACUUUGCCUUCGCGACGCCGGACGGGCAGUACGAAUACACGCGAUUGCCUUUUGGCUUCUGUGAAUCUCCCGCUGAAUUCCAGAAGCGCUUAAUACAGAUUCUCCGCCCGUUGAUCCGCGACGAUAAAGUCUUGAUAUACAUGGAUGAUGUACUAAUAGCGUCCCGUUCAAAUGAGCAGAAUCUAGAGGAUCUACGGGAGGUCCUUCAGAUUCUCCGAAGGUACGGCUUCGAAUUAAAUUAUAAGAAAUGUCAAUUCCUGAAAAAGGAAAUAGAGUUUUUAGGGUAUAUGAUAUCCGCCGACGGAAUCAGCUUGAGCCCUAGGCACACGGACGCGAUCCGAAAUUUUAAGCAACCGCGAACCGUGUUAGAAGUCCAGAGAUUUUUAGGAUUAACCAAUUACUUCCGGCGAUUUAUAAAGGGAUUCGCGCACAUUGCAAAACCAAUACAGGACUUGGUAAAGCGAGACGUACCGUUCAACUUCGACGACCGUUGCGUCGAAGCGUUCAAAAAAUUAAAGCAGGAACUGACCUCAGCUCCGGUGCUGCAGUUAUAUAAUCCGGCCGCGCCGACAGAACUGCACACUGACGCCUGUAGUACGGGCCUGGGAGGGAUCCUCCUGCAGAAACAGAAAAAUAAUUUAUGGUCUCCCGUCGCUUACUAUAGUCAAGGCACGAAUCAAGCCGAGAAACGUUACCACAGCUACGAGCUGGAAAUGCUGGCAAUCGUAAGAUCAGUCGAGCGUUUCCAUCUCUACCUCUACGGGUUGGAGUUCGCCAUAGUGACGGAUUGCAACGCGCUAGUAUACGCGAUGAACAAGGCGAACCUCAAUCCGCGGAUAGCGAGAUGGACGCUGAUGCUCCAGAAUUAUAGGUUCAGUGUGACUCACCGUCCGGGCAAGCGCAUGGCACACGUAGACGCCUUGAGCAGAUGCACGGCCUAUGUGCACGAAAUGCCGCUCGAACGGGAGUUGGAGCUCAGACAGCUGACUGACCCGAGAAUUCUGGAGAUCAGCAAGAAAUUAGAAUUAAGCGAGGACAAAAAGUUCGAUUUAAUUAAUGGUCUUGUAUACAAAAAAGAUGAGAACCAGAAGAAGUUCGUUGUGCCCGAUUCACUAAUUACAAGCUUGAUCAGAGCGCACCAUGAUGAGAUGGCGCACUGCGGACCGGAAAAGACUUAUAAGGGAAUCGCGGAGAACUUCUGGUUCCCAUCUAUGCGGAAGAAAUCCAUAAUUAUGUAG